UGGAGAUGGAGUCUCUGCUGUGUCGCCCAGACUGGAGUGUAGUGGCCUGAUCUUGGCUCACUGCAACCUCUACCUCCCGGGUUCAAGCGAUCUUCUGCCUCAGCCUCCCAAGUAGCUGGGACUACAGGUGCCUGCCACCAUGCCCAACUAAUUUUUGUAUUUUUAGUAGAGAUGGGGUUUCACCAUAUUGGCCAGGCUGGUCUUGAACUAUUGACCUCAAGUGAUCCACCCGCCUUGGCCUCCCAAAGUGCUGGGAUUACAAGCGUGAGCCACCGUGCCUGGCUGCUAUCUCGGGCUUCUGUUGGUCGUCAUUCUGGGACUUGUUUUUGUCCCUCCACACGUGGUCCUUAUUUCCUGGCUCCUAUUUGUAUUGGUUGGAUAAUUUGGACAUAAUGACAGCAACUGUCUUUUUUGUUUGUUUUUUUGAGUCGGAGUUUCACUCUGUUGCCCACGCUGGAGUACAGUGGCACAAUCUCGGUUCACUGUAACCUCUGCCUCCCAGGUUUAAGCGAUUCUCCUGUUUUCAGCCUCCUGAGUAGCUGGGACUACAGGUGUGCGCCAUCACGCCCAGCUAAUUUUUGUAUUUUUAGUAGAGACGGGGGUUUUACCAUGUUGGGCAGGCUGGUCUUGAACUCCGGACCUCAGGUGAUCCACCUGCCUUGGCCUCCCAAAGUGGUGGGAUUUUCACGCCUGGCCAACAGCAACUAUCUUAAUAAGAACGUUCAUUGACUCAAGUAAUUGCAAGUCCAGAAGUAGACAGGUUUGGGAUUAUUUGGGUGCACCCAUUCUGAACCAGUCAUUAGAACCGGAGCUGGGCUUCUCUUAGGCCAGGCCCCCCCUCCCCUGGGGCUGGGGCUGGGUCAGCCUCCCUAAGGCUCCAUCAGGAAGGAGGAAGGGAGAAUUAACUGCUGGGUAGGCAGACAGGAGUGGUCCCACUAAUAUUGCCAGUCCCUCGGUUUGCUCUCUUGUAAAAAUCCUAUUUUGAGUCCUUAUGUAGGUCUGAAAAAGUCUUUUUCUGUCCCUACACUUGACUUGGUCAGCUGAGUAUUGGAUUCUAGAUUGAAAGUCAUUUCCUAGAGAGGAUGGUGAUGCUGGUAAGAAGUCUCCGUCAUUGUUGCUCCUGAGAACUCAUUGCCAUUCUGAUUGUUCCUCCCUGGGAACUUUUUUGCAAGAGGGAUGACUUUUAGAAGCUUUUAGAUUCUCAAACUGUAUCCCUAACAUGCUGAAAUUUCACAUUGUACUUUGUGUUCUUUUUAUAUCCAUUGUUCUGAGCACUUCGUGGGCCUUUGAAGUCUCGGCUACUUGGCUACUUCAACUCUGGGAAUUAUUUUUGGCAUUUUUUACUUGAUAAUUUCUUCCUCUCCUUCCCCCCACCCCACCCCCAUGUUUCUGGAACUCCUAGUUAAAUCUGGACUCCUGGGUUAAUCCUUUGAUUUUGGGGAUAGGAUGUGACUAGCAUUAUCCCAUCGCUCAUUUUCUGAGAUUUGCUUGGCUUGCUCUUCCACCUCUUCUUUUUUUUUUUUUUUUUUUUUUUUUUAAGACAGUGUCUUGCUCUGUUGCCCAGGCUGGAGUGCAGUGGCGCCAUCUCGGCUCACUGCAACUUCUGCCUCCCAGGUUCAAGUGACUCUUCUGCCUCAGCCUCCUAAGUAGCUGGGAUUACAGGCGCAUGCCACCACGCCUGACUAAUUUUUGUAUCUUUAGUAGGGAUGGGGUUUCACUAUAUUGGCCAGGCUGGUCUCGAACCCCUGACCUCGUGAUCUGCCGCCUCGGCCUCCCAAAGUGUUGGGAUUAACAGGUGUGAGCCACUGCGCCUGGCCUCUUCUACCUCUUCUAAUUGGAUUAUUUUACUUUAGAAUAGUUUAGCUGUACAGAAAAGUUGGAGUUCCCAUAUAGCCUACUCCCAGUUUGCCCCCAUUAAACACAUCUUACGUUAGUACAGUAUAUUUGUCACAACUAAUGAACCAGUAUUGAUACAUUAUUAUUGACUAAAGUUUAUGCUUUAUUCAGAUGUUCUUAGCUUGUACCCAGUGUCUUUUUUUUUUCUGUUCCAGGAUGCCACAUUAAAUUUAAUCAUGUCCCCAUAGUUUCCACUAGGUUGUGACAAUUAAGUUUUUGAUGACCAUGACAGUUUUGAGGCAUACCGAUCAGAUAUUUGGUAGAAUGUUCCUCGAUUUGGGAUUUCUCGGAUGCUUUCUUCAUGAUUAUCCUGAGGUUAUGGGGUUUGGGCUAUCACAUGCUUAAUUCUAACUAGGGUGAUUCUUGUUUUCUAGUUAUUUUUUAAGGGGGAAAAAAGUUUAUUUCAUGGGUGUGGUAUCUUCUCUUGAUUUUCUGAGGAUAUUAAUUUUAUAAUACAUAUUUUUAAUCUUUGAUCUCUGGCACUGUCUGUUUCCUCUGUUAUUUUGUCUAUUUAUUUGGUGUCUGUCUUUUAGUUGGUCAUCUCUCAGAUACCUGUGGUCUCGGGCACACAGCUGAUUGGAAACUGCAUGGACUCUUCAGAGUGGGUGCCUGGAUGGGAGGCUGGCCUUUUCAUUUCUUGAAUCCCAUGUUGGUGUAUAUAGGUUUUCUUUCUCUGGGGCUGGUUUUUCAAGAGAAGACUCCCUUGUCUUUGCCUGAGGAGUGGAGGGUGGUGUGGUGUUUGUCUGCUGCCCUCCUGUGAGGAGCAGCAGAAGUGGGGGGCCUGAAGCUUCUGAGGUUUGCCAUUCAGGUUCUCUCUUCACUUUUUUGGGGGGUCUCCUUUCCCCACCCCUUCCCCCUCUGACCCUGGUGUUCUCAAGUCUAGACUUCUCUUGUUUAAUGUAUCCAGUGGGGGAGGGAAGGGGCCGUAGGUGUCUAGCUGUUGCACUUGCAGCCUUCAGCCAGUCCCCCCACAUCUGAGUUCCCACCUUCCCCUUUCAUGCAAGGUGCCUGCCACCUCCUACGACCUCCUGAGCCUUCUGAUAUCCUGGGUGAAGGGAGGUUUUCCCCUCUGCAGUCCUCAUGUUGUGGCAUCUUUCAGUCUGUGAAAUCUGUUCAUACUUUUGCCCCCUCCUUGCCAAAACUGUCCCUGUUGUUUGGGUUCUUCGCUGUUUUCAUUUUCGGGGGUUGGAAGGAUGAGCUGUACAAGCCCUCAGUCUUUCUGCCAUGUUUAACCAGAAGCCCCCUGUAUUCUAAAUAGUGUGUCUGUGAGUUGGAUGGAAUUGAAUUAAGGGCCAUCUGUGGGAUGUGUGUGCGUGGAGAUGCGUGCACAGCCCUCUUUAUGUACACGGGUGUGGGAGUAUUUUUGUCCGAGCACCACUCGACUGCCUUUUCCCCAUGAUCGAGCGUGACUGUCUUUUUGUGUCAGAACCUCAAGAGCUGCCAUUUGCUGUGGUUGCUACAGAGCAUGGUGAGGCCCAGAGACGCCUUGAGAAAGGGAGUCCAAAGCCCCGGAGGCAGAGAGUUCAGCCAGCUGCAGGGGGUGAUGGCGUCACCACCACUAUCUGCUGAACUCCUCUGUGCCAAGGAGCAUUGCAUCAGGGUGCUGGUGGCACACCUGGGGAUCAUCAUCUCUUCCUUCUAAAGCAGCUGUCUGUCUCCACUUUGUCACUGAGAAAACAGCAGAUCGGGAGCGGUGCCGAGAAAAAUUUCCUUACUAGAUGACAUUUCAUCGCAAUGUCCGAUCGUUUGGGGCAAAUUACCAAGGGCAAGGAUGGGAAAAGCAAGUACUCGACUCUCAGCCUGUUUGAUAAGUAUAAAGGAAAAUCAGUAGACGCGAUUAGAUCCUCAGUUAUUCCUAGACAUGGCUUACAGAGUCUUGGGAAAGUUGCUGCAGCCCGGCGCAUGCCACCGCCUGCAAACCUGCCAAGCUUGAAGUCUGAAAACAAAGGAAACGACCCCAACAUCGUGAUAGUACCCAAGGACGGGACGGGAUGGGCAAACAAGCAGGAUCAGCAAGACCCAAAGAGUUCCAGUGCGACGGCCUCUCAGCCGCCGGAGUUGCUGCCGCAGCCGGGUUUGCAGAAAUCUGUCUCCAAUUUGCAGAAACCGACACAGUCAAUCAGUCAGGAGAAUACAAAUUCAGUGCCAGGUGGACCAAAGUCAUGGGCACAGCUGAAUGGAAAGCCAGUAGGACACGAAGGUGGUUUAAGGGGCUCAAGCCGACUGUUAUCCUUCUCUCCCGAGGAAUUUCCGACGCUGAAAGCAGCUGGAGGGCAGGACAAGGCUGGCAAAGAAAAGGGCGUCUUAGAUCUGUCGUAUGGGCCAGGACCAAGCCUCCGCCCUCAGAAUGUGACAAGCUGGAGGGAGGGCGGUGGGCGACACAUAAUUUCUGCCACGUCUCUGAGCACCUCCCCAACUGAGCUGGGCAGCAGGAACUCGAGUACGGGAGAUGGAGCCCCCUCCUCGGCAUGUACCAGCGAUUCUAAGGACCCCUCUCUCCGCCCGGCUCAGCCUGUCCGAAAAGGGGCUUCACAGUUCAUGGGAAAUGUAUACCACCCACCUACAUACCAUGACAUGCUUCCUGCUUUUAUGUGUUCGCCGAAGUCAUCAGAAAACCAGGGUACAGUGGAACGAGGCUCUUUUCCCCUUCCUCAGCUCCGCCUUGAACCUCGAGUUCCUUUUAGACAGUUCCAGAUGAAUGACCAAGACGGAAAAGAAAACAGGCUGGGAUUGUCGCGCCCACUCCGCCCACUAAGGCAGCUGGUGGAGCGGGCACCACGGCCCACCAUUAUCAAUGCGGAAAACCUGAAGGGCCUUGACGAUCUGGACGCCGAUGCCGAUGAUGGCUGGGCAGGCCUCCAUGAAGAAGUGGACUAUUCUGAGAAACUGAAGUUCAGCGAUGAUGAAGAGGAGGAAGAAGUCGUGAAGGACGGCAGGCCAAAGUGGAACAGUUGGGACCCUAGGAGGCAGCGGCAGUUGUCAAUGAGCUCUGCAGACAGUGCGGACGCUAAGCGGACUCAAGAGGAAGGGAAGGACUGGGCUGAAGCAGUGGGUGCGUCCCGUGUCGUCCGAAAGGCGCCAGACCCUCAGCCACCGUCCAGGAAGCUUCAUGGCUGGGCACCAGGCCCUGACUACCAGAAGUCGUCAAUGGGCAGCAUGUUCCGGCAACAGUCCAUUGAGGACAAGGAGGACAAGCCCCCACCAAGGCAGAAGUUCAUUCAGUCAGAGAUGUCCGAGGCGGUGGAGCGAGCCCGAAAGCGCCGGGAAGAAGAAGAGCGCCGAGCCCGGGAGGAGAGGCUGGCCGCCUGUGCUGCCAAACUCAAGCAGCUGGACCAGAAGUGUAAGCAGGCACGAAAGGCAGGUGAGGCCCGGAAGCAGGCAGAGAAGGAAGUGCCCCGGUCUCCAAGUGCUGAGAAGGCAUCUCCCCAGGAAAACGGCCCUGCUGUCCACAAAGGCUCCCCAGAAUUCCCUGCCCAAGAGACCCCCACCACAUUCCCAGAAGAGGCACCCACAGUGUCCCCAGCAGUGGCACAGAGCAACAGCAGUGAGGAAGAGGCCAGAGAGGCUGGGUCCCCUGCACAGGAGUUCAAGUAUCAGAAGUCCCUUCCUCCCCGAUUCCAGCGCCAGCAGCAGCAACAACAGCAGGAGCAGCUGUACAAGAUGCAGCACUGGCAGCCGGUGUACCCCCCGCCGUCCCACCCCCAGCGCACCUUUUACCCACACCACCCCCAGAUGUUGGGCUUCGAUCCCAGGUGGAUGAUGAUGCCUUCCUACAUGGACCCACGUAUCACGCCCACUCGGACCCCGGUGGACUUCUACCCCUCCGCCCUGCAUCCCUCAGGACUGAUGAAGCCCAUGAUGCCCCAAGAGUCCCUCAGUGGGACAGGCUGUCGUUCUGAGGAUCAGAACUGUGUGCCCCCACUCCAAGAAAGAAAAGUGACCCCCAUCGACUCACCCCCUGUGUGGAGCCCAGAGGGCUACAUGGCACUGCAGAGCAAGGGCUACCCGCUCCCGCACCCGAAGUCGAGUGACACCUUGGCUAUGGACAUGCGUGUCAGGAAUGAAAGCUCUUUCUCUGCCUCACUCGGAAGGGCAGGGGGCGUAAGUGCCCAGCGCGAUCUCUUUGAGGAGAGAGGGGAGGAGUACUUGAGUGCUUUUGACAAGAAGGCCCAAGCAGACUUUGACAGCUGUAUCUCUUCUCAAAGAAUAGGCCAGGAGCUUUUGUUUCCACCCCAAGAAAAUGUUCAGGAUGCAGGUGCUCCUGGGGGUCACACCCAAAACCUCAGGUGUUCCCCAUUGGAGCCUGACUUUGUCCCAGAUGAGAAAAAGCCAGAGUGUGGCAGUUGGGAUGUUAGCCACCAGCCAGAGACCGCUGACACAGCCCAUGGUGUUGAGCGGGAGACACCCCGGGAGGGGACGGCCUUUAACAUCUCCUCCUGGGACAAGAACGGGAGCCCCAACAAACAGCCGUCCUCGGAGCCUGAAUGGACUCCCGAGCCCCGGAGCUCCAGCAGCCAGCACCCGGAGCAGACGGGCAGGACCCGGAGGUCAGGACCCAUCAAGAAACCAGUCCUGAAAGCCCUCAAGGUGGAAGACAAGGAGAAGGAGCUCGAGAAGAUUAAGCAGGAGCUAGGGGAGGAGAGUACCCGGCUGGCCAAGGAGAAGGAGCAGAGCCCCACGGCAGAAAAGGACGAGGACGAAGGGAACGAUGCCUCUCUGGCCAACAACUCCACCACCACUUUGGAGGACAAAGGCCCUGGCCAUGCCACUUUUGGCCGCGAGGCCACCAAAUUUGAAGAGGAGGAGAAACCUGACAAGGCCUGGGAAACCAGACCCCCACGAGAGUCCAGCGAUGUUCCCCCCACGAAGAGAAACAACUGGAUCUUUAUUGAUGAGGAGCAAGCCUUUGGGGUCAGAGGGCAGGCCCGGGGCCGGGGCCGUGGUUUCAGAGAGUUCACUUUUCGUGGUCGGCCUGCUGGCGGAAAUGGGAGCGGCCUCUGUGGUGGGGGGGUCCUGGGGGCCCGCAGCAUCUACUGCAGCAGUCAGCGCAGCGGCCGUGGCCGGGGCCUGCGAGAGUUUGCGCGGCCAGAGGACUGCCCCAGAGCCAAGCCCCGACGGAGAGUUGCCAGUGAGACCCAUAGCGAGGGCUCAGAGUAUGAAGAACUUCCCAAGCGCCGCCGGCAGAGGGGCUCCGAGAACGGGAAUGAAGGCUCGCUCCUGGAGAGGGAGGAGAGCACCUUGAAGAAGGGCGACUGCAGAGAUUCUUGGCGGUCCAACAAGGUGUGCUCCGAGGACCAUAGCGGUCUAGAUGCCAAGAGCCGAGGCCCUCGGGCCUUUGGGCGAGCCCUCCCUCCCCGGCUGAGCAAUUGCGGGUAUGGACGGAGAACCUUCGUCUCCAAAGAGUCACCCCACUGGCAGAGCAAAAGUCCAGGCAGCUCUUGGCAGGAAUAUGGCCCUUCCGACACAUGCGGAUCCCGGCGACCUACAGACAGAGACUAUGUCCCAGAUUCCUACAGACACCCUGACGCAUUUGGUGGCCGGGGCUUUGAGGACAGCCGCUCGGAGGACAAGAGAUCCUUCUUCCAAGAUGAACACGUGGCAGAUUCUGAAAAUGCAGAGAACCGGCCCUUCAGGAGAAGGCGCCCCCCACGCCAAGAUAAGCCCCCUCGCUUCCGGCGCCUCCGGCAAGAGCGGGAGUCCCUGGGCCUGUGGGGACCCGAGGAGGAGCCCCACCUGCUGGCAGGUCAGUGGCCAGGCAGGCCCAAACUGUGUUCUGGGGACAAGAGUGGCACUGUGGGCCGCAGGUCCCCUGAGCUCUCCUACCAGAACUCCUCCGAUCACGCCAAUGAGGAGUGGGAGACGGCCUCCGAAAGCAGCGACUUCAGCGAGCGGCGGGAGCGGCGGGAAGGCCCUGGGUCCGAGCCCGACUCCCAGGUGGAUGGUGGCCUGUCGGGGGCUAGUUUGGGUGAGAAGAAGGAGCUGGCCAAGAGGAGCUUCUCCAGUCAGAGACCCCUGGUUGACAGACAGAGCCGAAAGCUGGAGCCGGGAGGGUUUGGGGAGAAGCCCGUUAGGCCAGGUGGUGGUGACACCUCCCCUCGCUAUGAGAGCCAACAGAAUGGGACGCCUUUGAAAGUGAAAAGAUCCCCAGACGAGGCCUUGCCUGGAGGUCUUAGUGGCUGCAGCAGUGGGAGUGGCCACUCCCCCUAUGCCCUGGAGCGGGCAGCCCAUGCCAGUGCUGACCUUCCCGAAGCCUCCAGUAAAAAGUCAGAGAAGGAGGCCAAGUUGGCUGCUCCGAGGGCAGGUGAACAGGGAGAGGCCAUGAAACAGUUUGACCUGAACUAUGGAAGUGCCAUCAUUGAAAAUUGCGGGUCCAGCCCCGGGGAGGAGAGUGAGGUGGGUUCUAUGGUGGGCGAAGGCUUCAUCGAAGUCCUGACCAAGAAGCAGCGCCGCCUGCUGGAGGAAGAGAGAAGAAAGAAGGAGCAGGCCGUGCAGGUGCCUGUCAAAGGUCGAGGCCUUUCCUCCCGUAUUCCUCCUCGAUUUGCAAAAAAGCAGAACAACUUAUGUCUGGAGCAAGGUGACGUGACCGUGCCUGGCAGCAGCCUGGGCACUGAGAUCUGGGAGAGCAGCAGCCAGGCUCUCCCUGUGCAGGCCCCAGCCAACGACUCCUGGAGGAAAGCUGUCACUGCCUUCAGCAGCACUGAGACUGGCUCUGCGGAGCAGGGUUUUAAGAGCAGCCAGGGAGAUAGUGGCGUUGACUUGAGUGCCGAGUCUCGGGAGUCGUCUGCGACCUCCUCGCAGCGCAGCUCCCCAUAUGGGACUCUGAAGCCAGAGGAGAUGAGCGGGCCCGGCCUGGCGGAACCCAAGGCCGACAGCCACAAGGAGCAGGCUCCAAAGCCGUCUGAGCAGAAGGAUUCAGAACAAGGCUCUGGACAGAGCAAGGAGCACAGACCAGGACCCAUCGGCAACGAGCGUUCUCUGAAAAACAGAAAGGGCUCGGAGGGGGCCGAGCGGCUGCAAGGGGCUGUCGUCCCGCCUGUUAACGGGGUGGAGAUUCACGUGGACUCUGUGCUGCCUGUGCCACCCAUUGAAUUUGGAGUCAGUCCAAAAGACUCCGAUUUCAGCUUGCCACCUGGUUCUGCCUCUGGUCCUGCUGGGAGUCCAGUUGUUAAACUUCAGGAUGCCUUGGCCAGUAAUGCAGGGUUAACACAGAGUAUCCCCAUCCUGCGGCGGGACCAUCACAUCCAGAGGGCCAUCGGUCUCUCCCCAAUGUCCUUCCCCACUGCCGACCUUACUCUGAAGAUGGAGUCUGCGCGCAAGGCUUGGGAAAACUCCCCCAGUUUGCCGGAGCAGAGCUCUCCAGGCGGCGCGGGCUCAGGCAUCCAGCCUCCAUCCUCUGUGGGUGCCUCCAGCGGGGUCAACUACAGCUCCUUCGGUGGAGUGUCCAUGCCACCCAUGCCUGUGGCCUCUGUAGCACCUUCUGCUUCUAUGCCAGGCAGCCACCUUCCGCCCCUGUACCUGGAUGGCCAUGUGUUUGCAAGUCAGCCCCGGCUGGUUCCUCAAACGAUACCUCAGCAGCAGAGUUACCAACAGGCCGCCGCUGCCCAGCAGAUCCCGAUCUCCCUUCACACAUCUCUGCAGGCACAAGCUCAGCUUGGACUGAGGGGUGGGCUUCCUGUGUCCCAGUCCCAGGAGAUCUUCAGCUCCUUGCAGCCCUUCAGAUCUCAGGUGUACAUGCACCCCAGCCUGUCACCGCCCAGCACCAUGAUCCUCUCUGGGGGCACAGCCUUGAAGCCUCCAUACUCGGCGUUCCCAGGCAUGCAGCCCUUGGAGAUGGUGAAGCCGCAGUCUGGCUCACCCUACCAGCCCAUGAGCGGGAACCAAGCCCUGGUCUACGAGGGCCAGCUCAGCCAGGCUGCUGGCCUGGGUGCCUCCCAGAUGUUGGACUCCCAGCUCCCACAGCAGCUGACCAUGCCACUGCCUCGGUACGGCUCCGGGCAGCAGCCACUGAUCCUGCCCCAGUCUAUUCAGCUGCCACCUGGGCAGAGCCUCUCCGUUGGGGCCCCCCGAAGGAUUCCUCCGCCCGGGUCCCAGCCGCCAGUCCUGAACACCAGCAGAGAGCCCUCUCAGAUGGAGAUGAAAGGCUUCCACUUUGCCGACAGUAAACAGAAUGUCCCUUCAGGAGGCCCCGUGCCAUCGCCACAGACCUACAGGCCUAGCUCUGCUAGCCCCAGUGGGAAGCCCUCUGGAUCAGCAGUUAACAUGGGCUCUGUGCAGGGACACUACGUGCAACAGGCAAAACAACGAGUGGAUGAGAAACCCAGCCUGGGAGCCGUGAAGCUGCAGGAGGCCCCCUCGGCUGCCUCCCAGAUGAAGCGAACCGGAGCGAUCAAGCCUCGGGCUGUCAAAGUGGAGGAGAGUAAGGCCUGACAGUGCCUGGCUGCCACCUCGCCUCGCCCUACUGAGGACGGUGCCGCCAUGCGGCCUCGACACAGCCGACACUCGGGAGCCUCACCAGAUCCACCGUCCAAAUGCGUGGCCCGGACUGAGAGACCUCCCUCCUCUCCACUCCCGAAAGCUCCGUUGUCAACCAGCUUGCACCCGUGGAUAUAUGGCAUUGACCCGCUUGCUUUGAUAUGAAACAAAAAAGCAGACGACUCCUUCAUCCCAUCUGCUCCUACCGUGACCAUGGAGUGACGCCUCCCGUGCAGUGCAGAUUUGCCCUCCCUGCCUCCUCCCUGUCCUGCCGCGCAGCCAGGGCGCCUUCUCAGCAGUGCUUCCGGCCCAGCCGCCCAUCCCUAGGCACAGUGAUUUGGCAGCAGGGUCAUUUUACUUUGAGGCUUUUUGUUUUAAAAUGUAGCCAAGGUUUUUACAAAGGGGAAAGGAAAAGAAAACAAAAACGCAAGCUCCAUGUGUAUAGCUGAACUUUUAUAUGUUUCUCGCCAGCCCCUCCACUCCCUUCCAUCUCUAGCCUCUGUCCUGUUUAGUUUGAUACGUCACUGCAGUACCUUAAGAGGUGACUCUUAAGAAUGCAUCCCCUCCUGAUUGCUCAGCUGGUUCACCCUUGAGGUUAUUUGCAAAAAGAAAAGGAGGUUCUUGAGGGUACCCAUUGCGAGCAUUCUGGUGCCUGGCUCCCCGCCUGGGAAGCGAUGGGGUGCUCAGAGCAGCAGGCAGGUUGGGGGAGGGGGGGUCACAGUUGGGUUCCUUGAUGAGCCCAGGGCGCUUACAGGCAGCCCAUGAAGUUGAUGACGGUUUUAGCAUGAGAAUCACACAGGGUCCCUGUCCUGGGCUCCUCUAAAGCCAGUGGAUGUGCUGGGCACCAGAGACAAAUCAUGGAGAUGGCUGCUGGUGGCUCCCAGGUUGGCCCAGAUGGGGUGAGCUGACACACCACAGGCCCAUCCCAGGCCCUGUGGGCUCUGCUUCUGGGGCUCCAUACCCUGCCCUGCAGGGGUGCUGUGUUUUUCACACAUUUCUUUCCCUGAAGCCUUCUGUAACCUGUCAUUUUCCUUCCUUCCUCUUCCGGAGCCUGCUGCUUUCUCUGGACCCGUCUCCACCUCCCACACAGCUCAUCGUGAACACCACUUGGUGAUGGAGGGAGUGGACCCGUGUGUGGUCCCCAAGUGAGGCCACUGGGAGUUUGUCCUUUUCCUCCUUUGCUUCACUCCCAGCAGCAGACCCAGGUUGUCAGGACAGGAGGGCCUGAGCUAAGCAGUAGGCAUCAGUCUUGUUUGUCUUCAGACGGCGGGGGCAGGUCCAGGGUGAGGCUGGGUGGAGGGCUGACCAAGGUCCAAAGGGCCUGCGCAGCCUCCGGGAGGGCAGCUUCUCCAGCCAAAGGCUUGUGUGAGCCAUCGUGUGCUGGGCUUGUUGUUUUUAAGUAAGAAACAAGGAAAUCACUCCAGAUUCUGUCAUUCCAAGGAAAGGGAAGGGGACAGUUCAAGUUUCUCAGCUGUUCUUAGGGGUCACUGAGCGUCUACCUCCUCCUCCAGAGGAGGCUGGCUCAGAACACCUAGAGGAGGGGGCCGGGGAUGCACCCCCCACCAGAGGCUGCCUUCAGCGUCUCACAGGUGCAGGACAGCGCUCAGGCUUGGGCUCUAAGCUCUGUGUCUAGUGUAGAACAUGGGGAAGGAGCAUCUUAGGAACUGCUGAAGUAACUUCUUACUGCUCUCACAAUUCUAAGGAAGCGGGAGAACAGCCUCCUACCAACAGCGCCCACCCCAGAGCUGCCUGGGAAAGGGCAGUUUUACUGAAAGGUGCUUUACUGUUCACCUGCAUCUUUCAGCAGCUCCCCUCCUGCCCUCACCUGGUCUUUUCCCUCUUUAUCCCAAGCCUUUAUGCUUGAGUCCCUUCCCCAGGGGCUGCCCCCGCCCCGACAGUUCCAGGCAUUCCCUACCUGAGCUUCUUGUCUGCUUUUCCUUCUCCCACUGCAAGCGGCUGCUUGUGGGGCCUGGGAUGAGCCCUCUCUGUCCCCACCGGCCCUCCUUGCCAAGCCAUUUCUGGGUGAGUCCAGGCCUGCGGGAGCCACACAUUUAUCUCCACCUGGACACUUGAGCCGCAUGGCCAGACCCCUCCCACCUGACGUGGUGGUGCGUGUGAUCUGUCAAAAGAAAGCCUUCUGGAUGCUGUUAAGAUGUACCCUUCAGGUGAACCUGGCAUCAGACCCACAGUACUUGCUGUUUGAGAAAAAAUAAAAACAAAAAGGUCACCUGUUCUCCAGCCCUUUUCUCUUACCUGGUAUUUCCUUCCUUUCUUCUCCCCCACCCCAAAUAAAAAAACAAAAAACACUAGAAUUUAUUUAUAUGUAUUGAUGUUGUAGGUCUAGGUGAAAAAAAAAGAAGUAAAUGUUUCACUGCUCUAUUUAUAUAUAAUGUCAAUUAAUUCUGUGCAGGAAAGGCCAGGAAAUUGCAUGUGAAGUUCGGUGCAGUCACCACCUCUGUGUGACCUGAGCUGCAGUCUCUUCGCUGAGAUGCAGGUUUUAAAUGAGACUUGGGGGGCUGAGGGCAGGCCUCAGGCCUCCCAGCGCCCCAACCCCUCCUUGGUCUAAUGAAAUGCAGUUCUUAGUGCAGAGACGUUUUAAGGUGCAAUAUAUCUCUUCCUUUCCCGUGGUUUUAGAGCCAAGCUCAAGGUAGUAGGACGUAGGGUCUUAUUUUGUUUUCAAACCCCCAUUCUCAGAGCGCAGAUACAUGCAGAGGCUUCUGCCAGGAUACCACGGGGCCUUAGUGGGAACAGGUGGAGACCAGCACUUCCCUUUCCUGCUGCUGAGGUAGGGAUUGGGGGGUCAGAACCCACUCACUUUUGCCUGUUAAAGUUGCCCUCCUGACGCUGGCAGCUCUGCCUUGGUCACUGGGGAUGCGGCUCGUUGCUCAGCAACCAGUGGCCUUGCGGUAUUGUCCGCCGUCCACUAGAGUGGGAAGAAGUCCAGAGUGUGGGUGUGCACCUCAAAUGCCCAUCCGCUCACUGGGGACUGCAAUGCCAGCUGCAUUUGGUUUGGUUUUCUUAACUGUUGGCUUCUCCCCACAGCUUUUUUUUUUUUUUUUUAAACAUUCGUAUUGUUUUCAAACUUGGAAUUCAUAGACACUCUGGCUCUAGGUUCCUUAAGGGGGAAAACAAAAGAUGACUUUAUUUCACAUUCAAGAAAAUCAGUUCAGUUCCAAAGCUGUGGUCCUUCCAGCCACUUCUAGGGACACUGGGGUACCUUGUUAAACGUUGACAUCAGUGCUCUCCAGCCGUGCUGUCACCCUCCUAUCUUUUGGAUCUGCCUUCGGGAUGGUCAGUGAUGGCUUCUGGAAGCUGAGCACACACAGGUGCACGGCCAUGCUGUGGUCUGGCCUGCUACGGCAGCAUGGCAGCUCUGGUGGAGCCUUCUCCCUUGCCAUUUGGUUCCCCUCUGCCAAGUAGCUGCAGGCUGCCCCUCAAAUCUUCAUUUGUCCCUUUUCACUUCCUGCAGAGCAAGCCUGGGUUAGAGGGUCUGCUGGAAAUGGCCUUUGAAGACCAGGGAUACCAGGAUGUGUGCACUCUGUCGUGUUCUGUGAUGAAUGGGAAACGUAGGCUUCCAGAAAGCCAGCUCUCUUCUGAAAUGUGACGGACCUAAGCAGGAAGUCAUCCAGGACAGGAGUGGCUCAGUGUUGGGGAUGGACGCUGUCGCCCAGCCAUGCUCCACCAGGGCCAGCAGUGUAUAUUUGGCUGGUGGUCUUCGGGCAUGUGAGACCUGCUCUUCACUGUCUCCACCCCACUUGGUGGCCUCCAGGAUGGUAGUGGCACCCUCAGAGCCCCAUCUUCAGCAUGUUCUGAAGCCUCAGAGUGGAAAGUCCUGCUAAGGCUCUGUGUGGACGCCUUUCUCCCAUGAUCUAAAGGGGACACUGUACUCAAGCUUUUGACCUCAUGCCUUGUGUAGUAAAAAAGGAUUUGGGGGUUUUGUUUGGUUCCUGAGAGGGUUGUGUUUUGUUUUUGUUUCCUUUUGUUUAUGUUUUGGCCUUUCCUCUUUGUCUUUCCAUGUAGACCAGAUAUUUGAAAGGGCAGACGAUGGCUAGAGGUGUAAUGUGCGGCUUGUUUAUACGUUAUUUCGGGAAACUUACCUUGGAUGGGAAAUGGAAUCAUGGAUUCACCAGGCCGGUGCUGGCACACUCACCCUCGCCCUUUCCCUCCGGUUCAGUACCUAUUGUUUCUCCUUUCAAAUAUGUGAUUGUACUAGCUCUUUCCAUAUGAAAGAAUUCUCCUUAUUUAAAUAAAAAAAGUUAAAAAAGAUAAA
Messenger RNA from Gorilla gorilla gorilla (western lowland gorilla), 14638 nucleotides. It is a transcript of the gene PRRC2B, whose product is annotated as proline rich coiled-coil 2B. Lineage: Eukaryota; Metazoa; Chordata; Mammalia; Primates; Hominidae. The record is from RefSeq and is a predicted model, not a curated record. Bases 3631 to 10323 code for a protein of 2230 amino acids. Gene Ontology annotation, biological process: cell differentiation. The transcript has 33 exons.